AUGGCGCCGCCGGGCUCCCGCCCUGGGAGCUCCGCACGCCCCGCGAGCGCUGGCGUACCGUACCACCACCACCAACACCACCACCACGGCUCCAUGGGCAAGGUUGCCGUUGUGACGGCGGCAACAGCAAAAUCGCCCGGGACGCCGCGCAGGGAACAGAGCCAUCGGCUGGAGAAGGCCGUUGCCGUGCAGGAUCCGGGGUUGAGAGACUACCGCCUCGGAGACUGUAUCGGGAAGGGAGCAUUCGGGUCCGUCUACAAGGCCUUCAAUUGGGGGACCGGUGAGGCAGUGGCCGUCAAGCAGAUCAAAUUGGUUGAUGUGCCCAAGAGCGAGCUGCGCAUGAUCGAGGCAGAGAUCGAUCUCUUAAAAAACCUCCAUCAUGACAAUAUCGUGAAAUAUAUUGGCUUCGUCAAGACGACCGACUGUCUCAACAUCAUCCUCGAGUACUGCGAGAAUGGCUCCCUGCAUUCCAUCUGCAAAGCCUACGGCAAGUUCCCGGAGAAUCUGGUCGGUGUGUACAUGACGCAGGUCCUCCAGGGUCUGCAGUAUCUGCACGAUCAAGGUGUUAUUCACCGCGAUAUCAAGGGCGCCAAUAUUCUCACCACAAAGGAUGGCACCGUCAAGCUGGCUGAUUUUGGCGUCUCGACGAGCACCCUCGCCGGGCCAGACAAGGAAGCCCAGGUCGUCGGAACCCCCUACUGGAUGGCCCCGGAGAUCAUUCAACUCUCUGGUGCCACCUCAGCUUCAGACAUCUGGAGUGUCGGAUGCACCGUCAUCGAGCUGUUGCAAGGGAAACCACCAUAUCACAACCUCGCUGCGAUGCCGGCGCUGUUCGCCAUCGUCAACGACGACCACCCCCCGCUUCCCGAAGGGGUGUCUCCGGCUGCUCGCGAUUUUCUCAUGCAAUGUUUCCAGAAGGAUCCCAACCUGCGAGUCUCGGCGAGGAAACUACAGCGGCACCCCUGGAUUACUGGCUGCCGAAGAAGCGACGCGCCAGUUUCGAAAGCGCCAUCGAACUUCAGCCAGGCGGUCGAGGAAGUGAAGCAGUGGAACAAGGCGCUCAAGUCGUCUGAAGGCAAUCUUAGAACUUCAAUGGGGUCAGACGCCAGUGCUCUGGGACAUCGUGGAAACUUGGCCAGGAUGCCUUUGUCGUUGGCAACGAAGCAAAGGCCAUCGGCCGACGCAUUUAGGUCUCCGGAGGUUGCUGAUGACGAUAACUGGGACAACGAUUUUGCGACAACCAUCUCACCAUCUGCCCUUCAUCUUCCACAGAUCAAGGGGCAGGAUAAUUUUGGCGGGUUGCUCUCCGGAGAUCGGCUGAAGGCGUUUGCGUCUAUUGACGCCCAGCGAGAGGAUUCUGAAAACUGGGACUCAACCUUUGAGGGUGAGCUGAUGACGAUCAAGGGCUUGGGCCACUGGUCCGAGAUUGAUCCUCAGGAGGAGACCAUCCGGCCGCUGCCCAAAAAGCCAGAGAGGACACGAGAGUCCAGGAUGAGGGUCCCAGAGCAUCAGGGGCACAGGCGCCAGAGGAGUGCCCGGGGAGCACCCAACAACUCUCAUCCCAAAUCUCCCGUGAAGCCACUCGGCACGAAAUUCGAAUUACCUCCACGCCCAGACGUCAUCUACCGCGAGCAGUCUACCGAGGACUACUCUGACCUUUUUGCUGAUAACGACCAUGUCUUUGACAGGAGGCUGAGUCUUACCGGCAAGGACGCCCCCCAGCUUUUCCACCCAUCAGAUCUCACAACCAGCGUCCCGAAAUCCUCUCACGGGUCCUCUGCCGGCGGCAGCACGCGCCGCUCAAAGACCACCCCCACGCCUGCCCUGCUUUCCCCAGAGCAGCCUGUCCGCCGGCCCCGCGCCCGCUCCACCGUCGAAAUCACCAAGUUUGCCGAGGACGAAGGCGACGAAGAUUUCUCCGACAUUUUUGGCGUUGCUGGUGAUGCCAUAACCGAGCCGGAGGAAAGUGACCGCGGCUCGGAAACGGACGGCCAGGGCGGCCAGCUCAUCCUCUCACGCCUGUCCAACAACUCGUGGCUUGGGGACGAUGAGGACGAGGACGAUCCGUUUGCCAUGAUGGAUCCUGGUUGGGAUGAGAUGGAUCUCGAGGCAAACAUCGCGAGGGAUAGGCAUGCGAGGUUGGCCGAGAGGGUGGAGGAGCUGGUGAGGAGCAUGAAGAUCACCGAGGGGGAGGAGGUGGUUGGGGAGUUAGCGGAGGAUUUGUUGGCACUUCUGUGGGAAAAUGACGAGGUUAAGGCAUUGAUUAUUGGCGCGCAUGGGUUGUUGCCAAUAUUGGAGAUUCUAGAGCCUUGUACGCUCAAGAGCCGGCAGCACAUGAUCUUGCAACUGCUCAAGAUCGUCAAUGCGAUUAUGCUAGACGAUGUCGAACUGCAAGAAAACUUGUGCUUCGUCGGCGGCAUUCCCAUUGUCACCAAGUUCGCUGCCCGCCAAUAUUCCAACGAGAUUCGCCUCGAGGCUGCAGCAUUUGUCCGGCAGGUGUACCAGACUUCCACCCUGACAUUGCAGAUGUUCGUCAGCGCUGGCGGUCUCAAUGUCUUGGUGGAGUUCCUCGAUGAAGAUUACGAGAUGUCCCAAGAUCUUGUUUUAAUAGGGGUAAACGGCAUCUGGAAUGUCUUUGAGCUCCAGGGGCCAACACCCAAGAACGAUUUCUGCAGGAUAUUCUCGCGAAGCAAGAUCUUGGAUCCGCUGGCGGCAAUUUUGCACAAGGUCUUGGAUGAGGACAGGGAUGAACUCUCGGAGUUGGUGGAAGGCCGCAUCGUCAACAUCUUCUACCUGUUCUCUCAGGCUGAGCCGUAUGUCAAGGAGGCGGUUGCGGAGCGGCAAGUCCUGAAGACCGUACUCAAGGACCUCCGACGGAUGACGCCCUCGCAUCAGAUCACGAUGCUCAAGUUCAUCAAGAACAUCUCCAUGUGUUCGACGGUGCUCGACUCUCUGCAUUCUGCGGAUGCGAUUGACUUCUUGAUUGAUGUCCUGAGUCUCUCGAUGAAGAAGGGGCAAACCAACUUCCGAGAGAUCUCCAACCAGGUGCUCAACACCAUGUUCAAUCUCUGCCGUCUCAGCAAAGAGCGGCAGGAAUAUGCAGCCAGCAACGGAAUCAUCCCGCUUCUGCUCAAGAUCAUGAGGACGGACCGACCGCCAAAAGAGUUUGUGCUGCCCAUCCUCUGCGACAUGGCACAUUCCGGGAGCAAAGGGAGGCGGUACUUGUGGCAGAACGGAGGACUGGACUUUUACGUAUCGCUCCUCGCGGACCAGUACUGGCAGGUUACGGCAUUGGAUGCCAUCUUUGUGUGGCUGCAGGAGGAGACAGCGAAGGUGGAGAGCCACCUCCUUGAUGGCAACUUCACCACGGCCAUCGUGUCCUGCUUUAACCCUACUAAGGCGAAUGCCUUCGACCCCAACCUACUAGAACCAUUGCUCAAGGUUCUGCGGUUGAGUCCGGCGGUAGCGGCGUCCCUGGCCAAGGCAGAGAUGUACGCCGGCACUGCUCAGAAGCUCAGCCACAAGAAGGCCGUCGUCCGCCUCAACUUGUUGCGCCUCGUGCGUAACAUCAUGGACGGGUGUGAAGCAAACAACCUAUCUAUGUCGGCGCUCAGCACAUCCGAGACCGGCCGGCAGCUGCGCGUUCUACUUGACGACAUCCAGACACUGGCGGAUAAGGACCCGGCAGUGCUGGUGAGGAAUUUGGCGUCGGAGCUCAUCCGGAGUCACAUCGACGUCGAACUACAACACGAUGCAAUGGCCCUCGGCAACAUGGGACUGGGCGCCUCUACCAGCACCGCCUCUAGCACAGGCUCGGGGCCACGCUCGCGCUCCGGGCCGCGGCGCAAUACAAGUUACACACCACCAGGGCUACACCUCAGCAUGUCCAUGCCUCCCACGCCAACCCACGGCCACCGAAUGACGCAGUCUUCCUCGGCCGCAUACAUCGAAAUCGCCGCCACCCCGAAACGCUCAGCCAUCGGCCUCACUCACGAACGCGACCCAUCCUUCUACCGCCCCCGAAGCCGCGACAGCAUCCCAAUACCAACGACCGGCAUCCCGCGCCGCGUCUCCGACACCCCUCCCGUCCCGCCGCCAGGAAACAGCACCCCCACCAACUCAGGCUCCACCCCAGCCUCCCGAUCCCGCCUCCCGCGCACCUCCAUCACACAAUACACCUCGGUGCGCCCGACCCUAACCACGGCAGCCACGGCCCCGCUAUCCACCCUCUCCCCGGGCGCCGGGCCCCGCCCGCUCUCGAGCCGCCGCGCGGGCAGCGGAGGGCGUAGCGAGUCCUUCAGCCACGGCGUGGGCGGCGGCGGCGGCGGUGUCGGCGGCGGUGGUGGCGUUGGCGGCAGCUACAAGGAGAACUACCAGACCUACCUCCAGCAGAGCCAGGCGGGUAGGAUCCGCUCGGGCUCGUCGGUCACGGUCGCGAGCGUCUCUAGUGCCGGCGGCGGCGGCGGUGGUGCGGGGACGCAGUACUCUGGUUCGCCGACGGGGAGUGUGGUGUCUGCUGGUGGUGGUGGUGGUGGUCUGAUGCCGCCUGUUUCGGGGUAUGGGGUUGUGAUGGGGGGUGCGAUUGGCGGUGGUGGUGGUGGUGGUGGGAGAGAGGUUGGUGGUAUGAGGGAGGUUAGUAGUGGUAGGAGGGAGGUUAGUGGUGGGAGUACGGGGUCGGGGACGGGGUCAGGGGCUGGGACCGGUGGGAAGAGGAGGAGCAGGGCGCCGAGUGCGCGGUCGGAUGCGGGCUCGAAUGCUGGGUCGGAGGCGCGGUGGUCUUAG
Molecule: messenger RNA, 4782 nt
Organism: Chaetomium fimeti
Lineage: Eukaryota; Fungi; Ascomycota; Sordariomycetes; Sordariales; Chaetomiaceae
Exons: 11
Coding region: 1-4782 (1593 amino acids)
Biological process (GO): protein phosphorylation
Molecular function (GO): protein kinase activity; ATP binding
Source: RefSeq, a predicted model, not a curated record